Molecule: messenger RNA, 405 nt
Organism: Helobdella robusta
Lineage: Eukaryota; Metazoa; Annelida; Clitellata; Rhynchobdellida; Glossiphoniidae
Exons: 1
Biological process (GO): chromatin remodeling
Cellular component (GO): nucleus
Source: RefSeq, a predicted model, not a curated record
CUUCAGAAGACCCGAUGGAAAUCGAAUGGUGUCUGUCAUAUCAACUCAGAAAAUGAAAAAUAUAAACUAUUCUGGAAUGGUCAAAAGACGGCCAAAAAUGGUGUUGGAAUUUUUGUCAAAGAACCCCUAGACCAAGAAGUACUGGAUAUUAAAAGAAUUAACUCACGUCUCAUUUGGAUCAAGCUUCGCCUAGAAAAGCAAACAAUGACUAUUUUGUCUACAUACGCAUCACAGACAGGCGAAUCGGAAGUGAUGAAAAAUGACUUCUGGGCUGCGUUCUCAGAUACCAUCUCAACAAUACCAAAAUCUGAAACAAUCCUGAUCGGAGGCGAUCUCAAUGGCCUCGUUGGAGAGAAAACAGAUGGUUUUGACAACCUACAUGGCGGUUUUGGCUAUGGAGAAUAG